Acanthoscelides obtectus is the source of this 249-nucleotide messenger RNA. Lineage: Eukaryota; Metazoa; Arthropoda; Insecta; Coleoptera; Chrysomelidae. The record is from the annotation of a GenBank genome assembly.
AUGUAUCUCGCGAUUGGUGGAAAGUCGUCGGUGGAACGACUUGGCAGGCUCGGUUUCGGCAUCGCUGUCAGAGCUGUCUUCCGGGACCGCGAGGGGGCUGGGGCCCCCGCGAGGGCUCCUGCGGUGCUCCCGCAAACCUUCACUACCGCCCGAGGAGGCCAUGCCAUGUCACAGCUAUGUGCGGCUCAGUCUCACAUGUUUGUUGAGUCUCACACCAUCGCGCGACCGCCCGGUUUUCUUCGUAUUUAA